Molecule: messenger RNA, 20815 nt
Organism: Pelobates cultripes (western spadefoot toad)
Lineage: Eukaryota; Metazoa; Chordata; Amphibia; Anura; Pelobatidae
Source: the annotation of a GenBank genome assembly
AGUCUUACCUGCUUUUCCGGGGGGAAUGAAAUGAGAGACGGACAGAUUAUAUGUCAAUGCCAACACUGAUAGAAGUCUAGUUACUUCCGGGUUCCCAGGCUGUAUGUCCUGGUUGCUGGCAGGAGAGGAGUAUGGAGGCUGAUCUGUUGUAUUGGUGUGUUGAGGAAUUACAGACACGUUUCUCAUUGAGUGUUAGUGAAGACAUUGUAAGGUGAGUAUGGACAAUAAGGAAAGGAAAUACAGACAUCUUGGACUAAGUAUGAUUUGUUUAUGUUGUAGUCAGGGCCCCAGAAUAAUAAAGAGUUAUUCACUACAGCUGUUAUUUUCUGUUUUAUAAUGAUAAACCCUGCAGCUAACCUUUCAUUAGACAAAAGCCACACUGUAUAGGAAAGCUCAAGUCACUAAGAAAUCAGUAAAAGGCAAAUUGUAAAUUGUGGAUGAUGCUGAACCAAAUGUAUUACUGUCUCCUAUCUGAAUUAUUAUAUAUUUUCCCAAAAAUAUAUUAUUAUAAAAUAUUUCAAUGAGAACUAAAAUAAAACAUGUAACAGAUAAACUGUUAGUAGAAAAAGAUCAAAGGGUCGAGGGUGAAAAUAUGAAGUACAAUAAUAAUUAUAUAAAAAAUAUAAGCUCACAAUUUCUAAUUUAGUGUCCACUUGAUAUGUUUAAAAUGCUGCUAUAAAGCGAGAAUAAAUCCAAAACGGCUGCUCUAUGUUGUGCUGAUUUCUCGUCAGGUACAUUCUUUCCAUUGACACGGAGGAAGAAAUUGAUGAGUACAUUAGCGAUCUUGUCCAGGGUUCAGAAGAGAAGAAGUUUGUUUUUGUACACGAGUUGAAGAAUCGAUGGAGGAAGACAAAGCAACUGCCCACCCCAAGCGCAGCACAAGCUUACAACAGGAAAGAGGGUCGGUUUCUAAAUAUACUUUUUUUUUUUUUUAUCUCUCUCUAAUAAGCCAAAACUAUUUAUCAGAUCGUAUGCUGAAACUUUGGCAGUUAUAAGAUUUUAAAGUUGUGUCAAGAUUUUGCUCUGUAUGAAUCUAAAUUAAGGUAAAAUCUCGUUUGCAGGUGGCCAUUUUUUAGAAUGUAGUGUGUGAAACAUUUUUAACUCUUUAUUUUUUCAGUGCACAGUGAAUAAUACAAACUUAUUUAGAUAUUUUAGUGCCAACAUGUAGAUUGUAAAUGCUUCUAUCUAUAACAUGAAGCAGGCAAGUGUGAGUCGGGACUGUAGCAGUGUGAGUUAGAGAAUUUUCCAAGCAGGUUAUCUGACAUUCCAAGAAAAACAACCACUUUUAUUUGGCUUGUAAAGUAGACUAACUGAGAACAAAUAGCAUGAUACAAGACAAAUUAUCAGCCUGAUUAGACAUAUUGUUAUAUAGCUAGCCUAACUCUUCUUAAAUGCUGUGUGGACUGAGACUGUUAGUGAGGAGAUAAGUUAGGAGGGCAUCAAUAAAUUGUGUUCAAUGUUUGUGGAGAGCCAACCAGCAUAGGGGAAAGAAAUUACUUACAGUAACGGGCAGAUGUUUCAAAGGAGCGUACAGCACUUCCACAAGACUCGUACAUUGCUAUCUAGGAGUAGCACCUCUCAAGCCCCAGGCUUGUUGAUAAGCCAGCACCUUCCUGCCACAAACUCAGUGUCUGUCUGAGGCCAAGUUCUUCCAAACCAGGCAUAUACAAAGGUCAACAUGUUUGGAUAUAUGUCAUUGCUUGCGUGUCGCAUUCCUUCCUGCAACCCCCGGAUGACGCUCAGCCCAGGAAGGCCAUAGGUAGGGGUAUUUGCAGCAUUUGGUUGCAAUUCGCCCGUGAGGGGCUUACCAGACAUCUCUCUGCGAUGCCCUCGCUUUCUCUUCCCUAGUGAUUUUAUGGUCUGUCUUAGUUUUCUGCUUUCCAUCAGGGUCGCCCAAAAACCACCUCUAAGCUAGCCAUAGUUUGGCUUGUCAGGUCGGCUUGAGCCUGCAUCCUGCCCUGAGCUAUAUGAGCAGUUGUGUCCAUCAUUUUGGGCAUCUCUAAUCUUCACCAGCCAGUUUACUGUAUGGGUGAACCUCUGUGAGGUAGAAGAUUGAGGUGGCACAGUCCAAUGGGGACAGGAAAAUCCCCUACCGGUCCAUUAGAUCUCUCUUGAAUGUUUAGGAAUGCUGUGUAUGUCACAUAUAGGGGUGUGUGACUAGGGCUGUAUAAAGAAUGUGGUUUAUCUCCUGAUAAAUGGCAGAAAAUUGAGGCGGGAGAGUGCAGGGGCAUGAUCUAUAUUUCAAAACUGCUUCAUUAAAGGGGCACUCCAGACCACAAAGCACAUUAAAUUGCUGAAAAGCUUUAGGUGUGAAGAGUAAAGUCUAUUUAUUUAUUUUCAUUUUGCAAAAAGUGCAGAUUUCAAUAGAAAUGUACACUUUUAUAAAUUAACCUGGUUACACCUCCUUGGUUUCAGGUUGUCAACAGGUCCUGUUACUUCCUAGUUGUUGAGCUAAACUCAAGAGCCAGCAGUUGCCCUGAGAACCUGCCUUGCAAAGACUCCUCCUUGAGCUGUAUUGGGAAGUCUGUGAUUGGACAGCCAGAGAAUGUCUGGGUGGGGUUAGAAUGGGAAAGCUUGAAACCGCAGCAGACAAGAGAACCGCAAGUUUUGCAAGCUGUUUUUAGAUAUAACCAAAAUGGGGAAAAAAUGCAAGUUUGCAUUUGGGGUAUAUCUACUAAAAAGUUAUUUUUAUUUAUUUUAUAUUUGGGUGGUGGAGUGUCCCUUUAAGCUAAAGUUGUUUUGGUGCCUUUAGUAUCCCUUUAAGAGUUUAAUCAUUUUAAGAGGGAAUCAUGGGGGACGGGUCCUGACCGCAGAGCCGAGCAGACGUGUGUGUGUGUCUGCAGCUCCAGCACUGCCUAGCGAUCUUACCUGAUUUCUGCACGGUACAGGCUGAGAACCGGCUCAUCUUGAAGCCCACGUAACAGAGGACCGGGAGACCUACAUAUGAGUACCGCAUAUGCGGAGUUACUCACCAGCCUCAUCAGAUCGGACCUUGUGGCCCAUCAGCAUUUUCAUGGGACGGUUCAUGGGAGAUGGACGCUCCUACACCGCUGUAUCUUGCUGUUCACGCCGGUAUGGAUCCCUGUCCCCCCCGCAUUUGGACUGGCGGGGUUAUCCUGGUCCCCACUGACCCAAAGCACAUGGCUACUUUGCCUCCUGUUGCCCAUCACAGCGCCAGUCCAAAGCGCACCAGGCCCAACAAAAUGGCGGGCGUGCCCGAGACGUCAGAGCCCACACCUCAGCAAUUAAGCAGUAACUACGUGGACACUGCCCUACAGCGCCUGAACAAGAUAAUUAACAGUUUUUGGGAGAAAUUGCACCAGCGCCUGGCACAACAACCUCCGCUAUCACAGACCCAUGUGACAAAGGUGAAAGAGAUGGGGGGGGGCGAGCUACCAUGGGCACACCAAGCACCAAAGCAACAGCGGCUCUGACUGAUAGCCCACCCAGGCCAAUGGUCACCCGGAGUACUACUCCGCCGCAUCGCCCACAUCGCAAGAAGACUGUCUGCCGCUGGCGGCGACAAACCACAGCACCCUUCCGUAGCGCCCGAAGAGGGACAGCCAAGGCCUCACUGAGUAUCCGAGUCUGUGGAGAGAAGACGCCAACCUGCCACAAGGCCCGGGAUUGGGAGGUGUACCACCCGGCAUUGUCACCCUAGAGAACCCCGCAAUAUCUGCCACCACAUUGCCUAGCAUGGGAAUAGGCUGACUGUGGACACUCAACCCUGAGAGCUGCACCACGCUGUACUGUCAGAGAGCACUACGCUACAGGGUCAAGGUGCGCUUUCAUACCCCCAGGUCCUACAUCCAAGUCUUUUCACGGACCCUGCCUCGCUCACUCAUUUUGCCUUGGUGAGCUUCUCCAAGUCUAACACGGACAGAACUACACAAUCAAAAGCGAAGGUUGGGUGGGGGGAACCUACAUGUUACCUAGCUUUAUCUUACUGGGCAAUCACAGCGGGAAAUGUGGGGGUAUCGGUGGUCUAACCGCAAUGCUUAAAUGAUUAUCUUGAUCUGCCUAGCAUACAAUCUGAUUGUUUACUCUUGUUUUUCAUAUUCACAUAGUUAACCCCUUAAGGGCCAAACUUCUGGAAUAAAAGGGAAUCAUGACAUGUCACACAUGUCAUGUGUCCUUAAGGGGUUAAUCAGAUGUCAAGCUCGUCAUUAUAUUAGUUAGACUGGCAAUAACACACCUGUUUAACCUUGUAUCUAUAACGCGCAUAGUCAGUUAGUAUAGCCUGCUUUUUACCGCAUGUCGUCUAAUCUCACCACUGCCUAUCGUUCCUUCUCCUAAUUAUAUCAUAAGAAAAAAGUGCAGUUUAUUUGAAAGUCAUAUCAAUGUUUCUCUUGUCUGACUAUAAUAUGCUUGUGCUCGCUGUUGUGGCUUGGCAAGCUUGUUGUUGCUACAUGCACAAAAAAAUUAAAGACUAAAAAAAACAGUGAAUCAUGGUUAAUUGAAACAAUCAAUUUGUAAAAUUUAGCCAAAAAAGAUCAUAGUGGCAAUAGAGAUAAUUUGUAAAAAUCCAUUAUUACCAAAUAAUUUUGAAUUGUCCCCAAUACACUAUUUAGUAAAUAAGAUUUAAAGGACCGCUCUAGGCACCCAGACCACUUCAGCUUAAUGAAGUGGUCUGGGUGCCAGGUCCAGCUAGAGUUAACCCUUUUUUUUUAUAAACAUAGCAGUUUCAGAGAAACUGCUAUGUUUAUAAUAUGGUUAAUCCAGCCUCUAGUGGCUCUCUCUUGACAGCUGCUAGAGGCGCUUGCGUGCUUCUCACUGUGAAAAUCACAGUGAGAAGACGCAAGCGUCCAUAGGAAAGCACUAUGAAUGCUUUCCUAUGAGACUGGCUGGCUGAGCGCGCAGCUCCUGCCGCGCAUGCGCAUUCAGCCGAGGAGGAGGAGAGCUCCACGCCUGGCGCUGGAGAAAGAGGUAAGUUUAACCCCUUCCUCUCCCCAGAGCCGGGCGGGAGGGGGUCCCUGAGGGUGGGGGCACACCCAGGGCACUAUAGUCCCAGGAAAACGAGAAUGUUUUCCUGGCACUAUAGUGGUCCUUUAAUUGGAAGGAAGGAAAACAAUCGUUAUUUGAUGUUGUGUCGAUUGUAUUAAUAAUCACAUUAUAAGUCACUAGGCAUCUGCCAACAAUAAAUUGUUUAUUGUAAUGUGACUGCAUCCCCAGUACAUAAAUAUUUUUAGGUGUAUACCUAUUGAGGAACACUGAGCUAAUGUUAAGUGUGUUCUUUAACUGUUACAGUCUAGUGAUAUCAGCUCUCUUUGCUUAUGAUCAUUAUGUAAACUGCAAUCUCCAUCAUUUUAUUAAUUCUUUAGAUAGGUAAAUUAUUUUAGUAAUUUCUAUUGACACGAUUGCUAGUGAGGUCCAGCACGCAGAACUAUGUAACAUCUACAUAGAACAGAAAAUGAUAGUACGUAAACCGGUCCUUAGAAUGGCCGGACUAAUACGUUAAAGACAGAGAAUGGUCAAGGGAUAGCUGAGGUCAAGGAAGCCAGAAAUAUACAAUGCCGUUUAAAAAGCCAAGUCAAGUCAGGGAAACCAGAAAUCAGAAUAAUCUGGAAAAUAGCGGUAUUAUCAAAAACAGGACAAGAAAACGCACUCUCCGGAACCAGGAACGGAAACCACAACAGGGCAAUGAACUAAGAAACUUCAGGGAUUUAAAUAUCCCUCCUUUGACUGUGAUUGGUCAGAGGGUGACCUCUGACUCUGAUUGGUCAGAGGGUGACCUCUGAUUCUAGAACGUGCGUUUGCAUCGACCCUGGGAGGGCAGAGCUAUCUAUGGCCCCGAUCCAGGAGAACCCGGCGGAGCGGCUCCUGACUCGCCGCUAAGCAGGUAAGCUCAGUUGUUGGCGUUUCGCACCAGUCAGGUGCGAUCGCGGCAAGCCGGUGGGCCGUGACAUCUAUCCUGUUUAAUUUGCCUAACAAGUUUACUUGUUACUUUACAGGUUAUGUUAUACUUGGGGUUAUACAUGCCAAGUACAUAUUUACAGUCCAAGUAAUAAUUUCUGUUUCAUGUUUCCAUAAUUUUAAUGAUAAUAUAAACUUCACGUUAAAUUUAUUUAGCAGUUUAUUGUGCUAGAAAACAAAUUCUUGAGUUUCUUUUCUGUGUUUUUUUUUUUUUAGAUGUUCUCCAGUUGCAAUUAUCAGAGCAGGGCAAGAAAGGGAGACGAAAGGGGAGAAACAAGUUGGAACCUGUUCCUGUCCAAUCAGUAGUAAAUACGGUGGCUGAAGAAGUAAAAACUCCAAUGGAUUUAGCCAAGGUCAUUACAUGUAUUUUGUAUCAGGAACCAUGGUCCCCUCCCUGUGUUCCUAACUUUACAAAAGCCCUCUCAUGACUGAGUCCAUGUUCUAUGAUGCUUGUGUAUGUCACCCUGUAAGUUUUCAUUAAUAUGUUUCUUUCUUGUGCUAUGCGGAGAGUUCUACCUUGUAAAUUAUGUGAAAAAGCUUUGUGCUACAAUAGAAAGGUAUGCAAGCAUUGCGAUUGGCUGACUCACUUCCUGGUCAAAGCAGAGCUUACUGUAGAGGAGCUACCUAGUCUGGAGCUUACAGGCUUGGGUUUCUUGAUAGGCCUCUCCUAUAGAUUGCCGCAUCCAUGUGACUUCUCAUCUCUGUGUUUAGGCCCAGGAAACUACAAGUCUAUCAUCCUCCAAGAAGAAACAGAAGUUUGUGAACCUAUACACCUCAGAAGGCCAAGACAGACUGGCUGUACUUAUCCCUGGACGUCACCCCUGCGAAUGCCUGGCCCAAAAGCACAAGCUCAUAAACAACUGCAUGACCUGUGGGCGCAUUGUUUGUGAGCAGGAGGGAUCUGGGCCUUGUCUCUUCUGUGGGGACCUGGUAAGUAGGGUAGGCUUUCCUGUUUUACCAAUUUACUGAGCUGCUCCAAUACUGCUUGUUUUAAUACACUGCAUGUCUUUGAUGCAUUUUUCUUUAAGGUGUGUACCAGAGAAGAGCAAGAUAUUCUAAUGCGAGAUUCCAAUAAAAGCCAGAAAUUAAGGAAAAAACUCUUUGGAGGUAAGAAUGUUAAAACAUGCUCCGAGUGCUAAUGAGAUUUAAGCCAUCCCCACCUCCUCCAAAUUUAAUAUCCGCUGUCUGCCAUCUAUUAGUUAUAGAGCAGUGAAGGCAGCUCUUCCCAGGCUAGGCCCAUCUCAUCAGAGUUUAUCCGGCUGGAAGGAGGACUGAAGUCUAGGUGUUACACUGCGGUAACAUUCACAAAUCCUCCACAAAUGGAGGCACCAGAGCGAAGGGCAUCAUGUUAGUAUCACUAAAACAGCUCCCAAAGCCAAUAAAUACAUCAUUUAUCACUAUGAUCAAUUAUAUAUGUACUGGGGCUGUUAUCUGUUAAAGUGAGCCUUUCAUGUCCAAAAAUACAUGUUUUUUUUUUUGUUUGUUUUUUUAUGCAUAUAAAUAAUAUAUGUCCAAAAAUACAUUUAGUAAAAUUUGCACUAUUUCCUAAGCCAUAAAAACAUAGUUUUAUUAGCUUCAGAACUGGCCUCUGGAAAUGAAGAUCCGCCUGAUUUUUGCCACCACUUCCUCCUUUGUGAUUUCCUAGUUGGUGCAGGGCAUUGCCCAAUUUCCAGCCUAUCCUUCUGAUAGAGGUCAUUGGUUUUAUUGUAAUUUAGGGAUUUGUAUAAACAUUUUCAUACUUUAGGGCUGUAUCAGUUCAGGUGCUAUUUUCAGCAUUCAUUUUUAUGUCUCUAGCAAAAUGUUGAUUUUCUGUAUCAAGCCGUUAUGGAGUAAAUGUAUUAUCAGGUUUAUCAAACUACGGUAAUGGAUGAGGUUGACUGGAGUUAUAUUCCACACAACUGUUUAGCAAGUGGUUGCCUCACUAUCCAUCACAGGUGUAUUUUAGCUCCAACAUUCUCAGCCAGAAUUUCAUUGAGCUUGACUUCCUGCUCUCAAUUUGACGAGACAUAAAUUUUCCAAAAAGUGGUUUGUUGGCGUUUUUUCUUCUCUCGUUUGCUCAUAGGAUUAGCAGUGGUGAAAUAACAGAAGCCUUCUUUUUUUUUUUCCUCCUUCUUCUUCUUGAAGAGUGAAAUGACCUGAGAUGAAAUAUGUUCCAUAAGAUAAAGUGACCCUUUAUAGACCCGUUGAGGAUAGUCUGUUUUCUUAUUCACAGGUUCUGAAACCCCUUUCAAGUUUGAUGUUUCUACUAAAGAUCUUUUACCCAGAAAAGAUAUGCAAAUGAAGGAAGGCUAUGAAAAGGCAAUGCAGCAUCGGGAUAAGCUCUUAGAGUAUGACAAAACAAGGUAAGGAGCAGUCCAAGAGUCCUAUUUGUUUGCAGAUAAUGAGACGUUAUCUUAUAUAAUCAUUAUGAGGCACAUGGAAUGCUAACAUAAAAUUAGAGUGCAAAUUGCCAUAAUUUUGAGCAUAUAUCGCUGUUUAGGGACACCUAAAAUGUAAAUUUGGUUAAUUUACACAUUCAUUUUUAUUUUCUUUAUAAAAUAGGAGGUUAAAUCACAAUAACAACUACAUACAUCGUAGUGGUUAUAGUGCUAGUAGGCUAGUGGCAUUGUCCCCCUGUUAUGUGACAAACUGUUUAAAACAUGUUUGACUAAAACUGAAGGUAUCUCAGGCACCUGUUGCUUGGCCCCUUCCUUGCCACAUUGCUAAUGUGGAAGUUGCAAUUCUGAUUUGGAUAUAUCAAUUUUGCCCACAUUUGGAUAGCAUUGAUCGACUUAAUGUGUCAGCUGACUCGCUCAGUCCAUUGGUACAGUCCAAAUAUGGUAAACUUGUGCAAACAUGUAACUAACUUUCACAAUUCUAAUACAGUGAGUGAGGGGUCGGACUACGGGUGCCUUGGUUAUCCUCAGAUUGUUGACAGUGAACAGGGGAUUAUCCCAGUAGCCUGCUAACUCCAUAACCAGUUCAAUUAACUAUGCUGCUCACAACACCAUGUUAAGUUUUACAUUAAGUUUGGGAGUAAAUAUAUACAUUAGUUUUUAUGUGUGUGAUAGGCAGUUAACACAUUGAUAGUGAAAGCAUUUUUAUUCGUUUUUUUUUAUUCUCAAUAGCUGGGAGUGGCCAUUUUGUACUCCUGUGCCCAUGAUGUAUGUUUGUCCUUCUGUGGGGUUUAUUUUUCUGAUGGAUUGUGGAUAAAUUUAAUUGGCAACUGAAACAAAACCUUAAUGAAGCUUUCCCAAAAUUGUAUAAGUUUAUGCAUAUGUAUGUAAACACGUGCAUCCUUUUUUUUCUUACAUCUGAACAUAUUUCAACCAUCACUUCAUCCCUUACUGUAAUCCUGCAUCACUCUACCUUUAGCUUAAACAUUCAUCUUUACCUAGCAUCCGACGAACACAUGUGAUUGAUGACGAGUCAGAUUAUUUCUCCACCGAUUCCAACCAGUGGUUGUCCCAGGCCGAACGCGAAGCCCUUCGCAAAAAAGAACAAGAGCUUCUAGAACUCCGCCAUGCCUCCCGUCUUAGCCGGAAGAUCACCAUUGACUUUGCAGGACGCAAAGUUCUAGAAGAAGAUGAUAACCUGUCUGAGUACCAUACGAGGUCAGAAUUUGCUGUCACUUCUCAUUAUUAUUAUUUGAUUUAAUUUUUUUAAAAUAUUAAAAUAUUAAUUUUACAUAUGCUCUAUAUUUAACAAAUAUGUGCUUUAGGCCAGGUAAAUCUAAUUGCAUGUCCUUUGCACCUGGCAGGCAACAUAGAUCGAGCAUAUAAAUAAAUUAAAGGGAACAACUACAGUUUAAUGGUGAGCAUAGUCAGUCCUUGCAGAUUUUUUGCAGUAAACACUGUCUUUUCAGAGAAAAUGCAGUGUUUACAUUACAGCCUCCAGUGGCCACUUUUCAGAUGGCUGCUAGAGGUGCUUCCUGGGACAGUGCUGCAGCAAGGCUAUUCAGUGUCUCCACACUCUGCACAGAAACACUGAACUUUCCUCAUAGAGAUGCAUUGAUUCAAUUAAUUUCUAUGAGGAGAUGCUGAUUAGCUAGAAUGGCAUUUGACUCUGCACCCUGCCCCACCUCUAUCGCAAUCUCUACAUUGGAAAAACAUUGUGAUUUGGCUCAGAUCAUAUCUUCUGAUGAUGUCAGCCAAUAGGCAGAUCAGUUACAGAGCCAGCAGCAGCAGACCGGAAUAAAGGUAAGAUUUUACUUUAUUUAGGCGGCAAGGGGAAUCCACGGGGGGCUAGAUGGUGAUUUUACCACUAUAGAGUCAGAAAUACAUGUUUGUGUUCCUGACCUUAUAGUUUUCCUUUAAAUUAAAACUGUCAAAAUGCACUUAAAACCAUGAGGAAUAUUCUACAAAUACAUAUGUACAUUUUAUUUAUUUUUAUUUAUUUAUGUAGCGGUUUUGUAUUCUGUGACCACUGUAAAAUGGUAAAUAAAAGAAGAGAGCAGAAGGAGCAAUGGGACAAACCGGAUGUUGGGUGUUACAGAACCGUAACACGUAGUGGUUUUGGUCCAUGCACCAACAGAACUGCAUUAAGAUGUAGUGCUUUUGAUGCUUAGUGUUUAACUACAGUAGGAGGAACUCAUUGCAAAGGGCCUUGGUCCUAAAAGCACAUCAUUUUGGAAAAGCCUUGGUUAUGAAGGGGUUAAUAUUCAGUACUUAUGGUGUUAUAGUUUCCAUUCUACCCAGGUAUUGGUGUUUUGAAACAGAUAUUUUCUGUGUCUAGUUCACUCUAAUCGGAUUCUCCGUGCGGUUUACUCAUUCCUUAAAGACAUGUUGCCCAUGAUUUGGGCCUUGCCCAUUUCUCAUUGCAGGUUUGAUGAGACAGUUCAAGCAAUUAAUUCCGGGACAGUCGUUAAAUCGCCUCGAACAGGAGAAAGAUCAGAUGUCUCCUAUCUCGUCAAUCCCAGCAUGCUGCUCCCCCCACCCAUGGUAAGUUUCACCAAUGUUCACAUUAAUUCUAAGCUGACCCUGGAGAACUUUUACAUAGUGAUCUAGAGUGCUUUAAUAUAGAAGUGAUUUCUGUGUAAUUUUGCAAUAGAUCGUUCUGCUUGGGUGACGCCAAACAGUUGAAAUUAUAAAAAAAAUAGGAUUAUUGGGAACAAAAUGUAUUCUUAUGUAUAAUUUGUCCUGGGGUUAUUUAAAAACUACAAAAAAAGAUGUAUUCUAUAAUAUUUAUACAUUUGUUACUGGUAUUUGGAUGAUGAAUUCUGUUGUAUGGCACAAUUUAGGAAACCUAUAUAUCUGCUUAUUUUACCAUGGACAAGUUUGUUAAUUUGCUGAAAUAUUAAUGCAAAGAAAGCAGUGUGUUUAUACAGUGUUUUAUUACUGUGUGCAAGCUCCUUUUCUCCCCAGCCUCAGAAAUGAACAACAUAAAGGGAGAUUUACUUAAUCAGGAGGUAGCUGCAUCUGUUGAGGCCAGAUGGCCGUGUCUGGGCACAGACCCUGCACACGCAGAUAUGCCACCGCAUUAACCCAGUGUACCAGCAUUACUUGCAAAUUACAUCUCUGUAAUCCUGUAACACUGUUAUACUUCUCCUCACCAAUAGACAGAAAGAUAUACUUUGUAUCAGAUUCUCAUAGCAGAGAUCAACGUUUCCCAGUGAAAUGUUUAUAGAAAAACAAGAAUUGAACAUGAUUUUCCAACUAUAUUACAAUGCCAAUAAAGUCUUCAGGUUUUUAUAUAUAUAUAUAUAUAUAUAUAUAUAUAUAUAUAUAUAUAUAUAUAUAUAAUCUCACACUUAAAAAAAAGAAAUUGUAAAUCAUUAUUUUUGCACAGUUCACAGACAGAAUUCAACACCAUGUAUCAGACAUAAAUGACAAGUGGUAGUAUCAACAAUAAAACAUAGACAAGUGGUGCUUGCCAGAACAUUUAAAUGAUUUGGUGUGUGUGAACUGAGGUUUCUAAAUGUAAGAAGAAGAAAAAAAUACAGAUUACUUGGCUCAGUAUCAUGGCAAUUAGACUGUUACUAGCAAGCCUGUGUGUUGACUAAACUUAAAAUGAGCCCGGUUAGGCUCAAGGCCCGCACAUAACAGAUUUGUUUCUAUAUUUCCGAGAAAAGUUAAAUGUGCAAAAAAAAAAUUACAAAAUCUUUCAGAUAGGUAACGUUUAGGAAUCCGACCUAAAAUAUACCCGCACAUUUCAUAAAACUCAAAAAAACAGAGUGAAAAGUAAGAGUAUAAUGUAGGGAAAAUUGUAAAAAUGCUCCUUACACUUACUUAAAGGGCCACUAUAGGCACCCAGGCCACUUCAGCUCAAUAAAGUGGUCUGGGUGCCAGGUCCCUCUAGUGUUAACGCUGCAGCUGAAAACAUAGCAGUUUCAGAGAAACUGCUAUGUUUACACUGAGGGUUAAUCCAGCCUCUAGCGGCUGUCUCACUGACAGCCACUUGAGGCGCUUCCGCUAUUUACUCAGAGUAAAUAGCACUUAUUUGAUGCUGGAUGUCCUCACGGAGUCCAGUGUCAAAAAAGACCCUCUUUGAAAAGCAUUGAGUAAUGCUUUCUUAUGGGUGGGUUUAAAUAUGCGCGCGCCUCUGUCUGCGCAUUCACUCCACUCGUCGAUGGAGGAGAGGUCAUCAGUGCUGAGGGACCCCGGCGCUGGAUUAAGUUAAGCAAAUGGUUAAUUAACCAUUUAUUCGCCGCGGAACAGGGCCCUAGUCACCUAAACGGUGACUAGGGCUCUAUAGCGUUUGGAAUACAUAUUUGUAUUCCUAACGCUAUAGUGUUCAUUUAACCCCUUAAGGACGGUGGGCAUUCUAUGCAGUCCUUGCGAACCCGGCUCUAAACGCCGGCGGGCGGGAUAGAACGCCCAAGCCGUCUUAUGUACUUAUAAAUAUAUAUGUGUAAAUUCGUUCUAACUGUAUUUUAAAAUUAAUAUAUAUAGAUAUCAAAAUACAUGUAGAACGAAAUAAUAUAUCACUAUAUAUAUAUAUAUAUAUAUAUAUAUAUAUAUAUAUAUAUAUAUAUAUAUAUAUAUAUAUAUAUAUACACACAUACACACGCAUACACUAAGUGUAUUUUAAUAUUAAUAUAUGUGUAAAUUCGUUCUAACUGUAUUUUAAAAUUAAUAUGUAUAGAUAUCAAAAUACAUGUAGAACAAAAUAAUAUACAUAAUUCUACGUAUAUAUUUAUGUAAUAAUUUUACAUAAUUAGGUCAUUUUAUUAAUUACAAUUUGCGAGACCUGCCUGACAACCCAGGCCAAAAGUCCAGGGAAUUUAAUUUGCUUGCACUAUUAUUAACCCUGUAACUUUCCAAGACACCCUAAAACCUGUACAUGGGGGGUACUGUUUUACUUGGAAGACUUCGCUGAACACAAAUAUUAGUGUUUCAAAAGCGUAAAAUGUAUUACAACGAUUAUAUCGUCAGUGAAAGUAACACAAAUGGCACUUACACGGACAAUAUAAUUGUUGUGAUACGUUUUACUGUUUUGGAACACUAAUAUUUGUGUUCAGUGAAGUCUCCUGAGUAUAAAAGGUACCCCUCAUGUACAGGUUUUAUGGUGUUGUUUUCAAAAGUUACAGAGUCAAAUAUAAGGCUUGUGUUUCAGUUUUUUCACAUUGAAAUUCGCCAGAUUGAUUAUGUUGCCUUUGAGACUGUACGGUAGCCCAGGAAUGAAAAUUACCCCUAUGAUGGCAUAUCAUUUGCAAUAGUAGACAACCCAAGGUAUUGCAAAUGGAGUAUGUCCAGUCUUUUUUAGUAGCCACUUAGUCACAAACACUGGCCAAAACUGGCGUUCAAAUUAGGUUUUUGCAUUUUUCACACACAAUCAAAUAUUAACACUAACUUUGUCUACUAAAAAAGACUGUACAUACCCCAUUUGCAAUACCUUGGGUUGUCUACUUUUGCAAAUGGUAUGCCAUCAUGCGGGUGAUUCUCAUUCCUGGGCUACCAUAUGUUCUCAAAGGCAACGUAACCAAUCUGGUGAAAUCUUGUGGAUUAACACAACUGUGGCUUUCUACAUCCUAUGGAGUGUUAUGGGAACUGUUGUCCACAAAGUCUGCAGCCCCAAAUAUCAGGAUAUACUGAGUUAGUUUGCUUGAUAUAGGAAUAAGGCUAAGGAGCUUCUUCAUCCCGUGUCCUGCUCGCUCGACACUCAAAAUCUUCACAUCCUUACUUGCGAAUGUGCUAAUCCGUUAUUUAACAUUUUACGAUGCCACAGCUGGUACUGAUGAGCAGGAAUUUCAAUGUGCAUGUACCUCUACUGAGAUGUUUUGUAUCAUUGCAGUGGGUAGAUCAGGUCAGCGUUGGCGCACACAGGAAGAAAGGUCCUUUAGAAGGUGCAGAAGAGCAGUCAGACAGGAACCGGCUGCGCAUACAGGACAAGGAGCUUCAGGAGAUCAGUGACCUGGGCAUGUGUCUGAGUAUGCACCAGCCCUGGGCAUCCCUCCUGGUCGCAGGUAUCAAAAGGUGAGAAGUUUCAUCAUUGGGAACUGAAUCUUGAAGUAAAUAGCUUUUUUUUAUCGAAGACAUUUUAAUUAUACAUGCUCCAAAUAUUAAUAAAAUAACUUAUAUUAAAAAUUUUUUAAAAAAGAACAAACAAUAUGUAUUCACUUCAGUGUAUAACAAAGUAAUGCAAGUUUUAUGUGUGUGUGUGUGUGUAUUUGUUUACUUUUUGAUGUAUUGUGCUACUCCUUUUUAUUUAUUGUGUGUUGCCUUCCCUUCAUUAUAAUUUUUCACUCUUCUUUAACUAUUUCUAUUGCAUGCUUACUGCCCAUUAUUUAAACUUCAGUUUUCUAUAACUUCCGUGUUGAAUUUUAUCUAAAUAUUACAGCAAAAGCAAAAUACCCCAAACUUACACCACCAAAUGAACACACUAUUGCUCCUGAAUAGCUUUUGGGAAGAGGGACAUUUACAUUGCAGUUUCCAAACUUUGCUGGGUCUAUAUCUCAUGAAAAAUGUGAGCCAAUAGAAAUUACCUUUCACAAAACUCUAUAAAAGUAAAUAAUACAGCACUUGGGUCAUUUCAGUAUAGUAAACAAACCUGCACCAUUGUGUGAUUGUUGCCAUCACUGGACAUUUUUCUCACAUGUUGUAUUUUGACUGUGUCGGUCAUGCACAACAUGUGCACAAUUUGCUAGAUUUACAGUACAAACCAGUUGUCUUCAAUUACAUUCCCCAAGAGAAGGAAUAUCCUCCAGAUGUAGGGUUUCUAUUAUUAUUAUUAUUAUUAUUAUUAUUAUUAUUAUAAUGUUUACAGGCCAGAUAUGUCACUGACAUAGGUUAAAGUGAAUCGUUCAUGGACGACUUAACAUUAGCUAAAUGUAAAAAUAUGCUCCUUCCCCUUGCGCCAAGCAAUCCUCAGAAUAGACCCCAAUGCCCUCGACAUAGAGAUGUAUACUCUUCUACAGGUGAUUCUUCUCCUGUCUGUACACAGAUAUUCCCCCUAGUAAACUUGUCCAUUUGUUCGGACACCAAUGUGCUGGCAAUGAAUCCAGUGUGUUGGUGUCAUAGGGGGAUUACACGCCAAGCACGGCCAGUUAAACCAAGGAGGUGGGACCACUAGUUAUGGCAAAUUUUAGAAUUUUGCAGAGGACAUAAGUAAGAUCAUAAUGGCUCUUAAAGGUACAAAAAAUAUAAUUUAUCUUUAUGAUGUGAUAUAGUCAUUGCUUUAGACGCUGUUAGAACCUGUCAUGGCUGGCUUACCUUUAAUCAAGGAACAUUAAAAAAACCACAAACAGUUACUGGCAUGCAUUAUUCAGAUAGAAGCUGUUUACUUACCCCCUCUGUGCUGAUUGGUCAACUUAUCCAGGCGGCUACCGGGUCCGAUGUUGCCCCAAGAAGAGACCUGCUUGCCAUUAGUUCCUGAGCCUUACUAGCCACUGUUUAUUUUGGGGUUGUUAAAAGCCCACUGAAUUACAUUACUCCACAAAAGUAUAUCUAUAGCGAAGCCAAGCAUGUAUUACUAUUGGACAUGCCCGUUACUUUCAAAGCACAAAAAGCAAUGAAAACCAAUACUGUAUUUGGUUCUUACUUGACAUAUGUUGUAGGUUCUUGAAAGCCAAAAUGUCUUUAUUUAUUGGUGUUAAUAAUGUGCCUGGGUCCCCUGUUUUAAUGACACACUGCUGGAGUAUUUUGCCAUUACCUUGUUGAGAGUUACAAUGUGUAGUAUUGUUACUCAACAGAUGGAAUGCUUCUUUCUCUGAAAUUUUAUUGAAGAGAACAUGUCUUGCCAACAGUCCCAUGUGCGUUUUUGUUACUAUAUAUAUAUAUAUAUAUAUAUAUAUAUAUAUAUAUAUAUAUGUAUGUAUGUACGUACUAUCAAGAAUAACUCUCUAAUUGCUAUAAAUGUAUUUUAUUUAUUUAUUUUCCAAACAUAGUAAUCAUAUAACUUUUUUUUUUUUAAAGUGACUUUUUUUUCACAUUAAGUACCCAACAGGCCACAAGCAAAAUAAAAUAACACACACACACAAAAAAUUAAGAAUCCCGGUUUGUGUACAGAGUUUAAUCCUCGUCCCCAGAAACAGACAGUCGUAGUGAGUGAGACACGGCACAGUGAGAACAGAUGCAGUCAGUGUUUACAAACACUGUCUGUGUCAAUGAUCAGAUUCAAUCAUGGGAUUUACUUACAGAGGUUUCAUGCCAGGAAAACUCUGCCAUUAGGCACCUCACUGGUCCUCAGGGGACUUUCUGACAUGCCUAGCAAGCCUUAUUUGGCUUCUGUAAUUAGAUUUGUUUUGUUCUUCAAUGCUGCGGUACAUACCCUUUUUUAGCUCACACAUCUUUGUCACACACAGGGUGGAGGGCAGGACAUGGUACAGUGCUCACAGAGGACGCCUGUGGAUUGCAGCAGCUGCAAAGAGACCUUCCCCGCAGGAAAUCUCAGAACUGGAAACAUCAUAUCGAGUGCUAAUUGACAAAGGUUAAUGUCUUUACAUCUUACCCAUUCUUACCAAAUAGAACUGUCCCAUUUAGUCUGUUCUUUCUCCUAUAUUGGACUCUUCAUCUUUUUUUUAUGCUGGAGAUAUCAGUCUUGUUCUAACUUCUUUAAGUGCAUCUCUUCAUUUUUUUUUAUCUCGUUUUUUUUUUUAUCACUCCCCUAUAAUUACUGCAUACUAUUUUGCUGGAAUCUGACACCUUAAUUCAGUAUAUUUUUAUACAGUGUAUGGGAUUGACAUUGUUUAGUGUAUGUUGUAUAUUUUUUAUUUUUAAACCUUUAAGUUCCCAGGGGGAAUAAUAUUGUGCUUAACUAGGUGACAAAAUGACUGUCAACUGAAAACAUAGUAUGAUUUUUCAUGCUUUUUCUCCUGCAAGAGCUGUAAUGAUUCUUUCUCCUUUGUUACUCCUAAUGCAGACGUGGAUUUUCCCAAGGAUUAUCCCACUGGAUGCCUGUUGGGUUGUGUGGAGGUGGUGGACUGUUUGCCGUUGGAGCAAUUUACAGAGCAGGUGGGAUCAUACAGUUUCAUGUUAGCCAGUGAUUAGUCCUCUAGAAUGGGGCAGACGAUGACGUUUAUUUAUUUUUCAUUUGCAGUAAUGAAUCUACCAGCUGAUCUCUGAAAAUGAACUUAGAGCAAUCAGAGACCUGUUCAAUAUUACAUUUUUAUGUAGUACUUUCUAAAAUAAAUCUGUGUGCCAUCUAUCCAAAUAGUGUUAAUGUUUUUCUAACAUGAAGCACAGAGGGUUUGUGACAUGUACAAUGAAUUCAUUCCUUGCAGUAUUCGUCUCUCAGCCAAGAAUCCAAUUCUCCGUUUGUAUUUAUCUGCACCAAUCCUCAAGAACUGCUACUGAAAUUCCCCAUGAAAGGCCAACACAAGAUCUGUAAGUAUGAACGUUUCUAGUAAAGUCGGCCUCCAGAGAGGAAAAAUUACAAUUUGACACCCUCCAUGUUUGCUGCGUAUAAACUUUGUUAAUGCUUAUAGUGUAUGUACACUAUAUAUAAAAUACUGUGCAAAGGUUUUAGGCAGUUGUGAUGAAAAGUUAGAAUGCUUUCAAAUAUAGAAAUGCAAAUAGUUUAUUUUUCUCAAUUAACAAAAUGCAAACUGAGCGAACACUAAAUCUAAUCAACGUUUGGCGUGACCACCCUUAGUCUUUAAAACCGCAUCACCUUUUCUAGGUACUUCUCUGUAAUUGUGUAUAUUUCAUGACAUAUUUAAGGUUAGGGUUAGUGUGUUAAGGUUUAGUUCGAUGUAGGAUUAGGAGCAAUGUAAGCAUUAAGGCAGUGUUUAGCCUGGUUAAACACUGCCAAGAGAAGGAUUCCCAAAAUCCACAGCGGUACAGUAAAAUAUUAUAUUUUUGUUUUGACAAUCUUUAUGUAGUCAGAAUAAUUUUUGUUUAGGUAUCAGCAAGGUACGUAUCAGAAAAUGAAGAUACUAUAGUGCAAUAAUACAAAAUGUACUUUGAGAGAUGCAGUGAAAUUAUAAACAUUUCAUAGUUUGACUCUCUGAGCCUCCUUGGACCUGAUCUAAAUCAAUUUAUUGAUUUCUAACCAAGUUCUAAAGUAACAUCAUACUUAUUUACAUAAGAGGACAUUAGCAACCAAUCUGAAAGGUCUCUUGUUUAUAGGCGAAUACUGUUUUCAGAAGAGAAAGUGAUAUGCAGCGUGCAAAAUGUACACAAAUUGUUCUUUCCAGUGCUUGGUAUAUGUGAUAUUAUGAAGGAUGACAAGUUGACUGUACUUGCCUGGGAGUUUCUCUUAUUCAUCACUGUGUUUGUUAGCUUUUUCUUUAAAAAAUAAAUCAUGUAUGCCGGUCACUAUAGUCUUGAAGUAGCUGUUCCGAUCUCCUCCGAUCUUAGUUAAAAGGCGAUUUUACUCACCUUUUCUUCCGUGCCGUGAUGGUCUUGCCACGGCUGGCUCUGCCUCCAUGGCUGAGAUCAUCAUAAUUAGCAAUCACCUCUAGUAACUGUCUGAGUGACUGCUACUAGAGGUGUUACUAGGCAGCUAUGUAUACACACUGCCUAUUUUCUGAAAAGGCCAAUGCUUACAUUAAAGGGCCUGCAGGGACAGGCUAAAGACACCACAACCACUACAUUAAGCUGUAGUGGUUCUGGUCACCAUAGUGUCCCUAUGAUCCUCUCUUAUGGAGAAUAAAUAAUAAGCUCUCGAUAAUGUUGUGUUAGCAUAACUAUGGUUAGUAUUUUUGAUGAGACUGGGCUCUCAAGAACUGUGUGAUGGUUUGUAUCCCCAGUGCUAGUCUGGCAGAUUGCAGAGCUGUAUGUGGGCCUUCAUGAACCAAUAGUAUUUGGCUGUCUGCUUAUUAAGAAUGUAAAUCAAUGUCCCCUAGCUCAGUACAGUUUAUAUUCUUUUUGCUCAUUGUUAAUGUAAGAAUAUAUAUCGGAGUAUGGGUGCAUAUUUGUUCUAAAUAUUAUUCUUAUUAUUUAGCUAGAACUCUCCUUUAGAGCAGUAUCUGUGUAGGCAAAUAAAAUAUUCUAGUCUGCAAAUGUGAGCUUACAUCUGAAGAACCACACGGCAGUGUAAACUACUUCUCAUCUUGUCUCAUUUCUUACAGGGAGAUUGGAUUCCAAAAUUCACCAGGCAGCCAAAAAGGGUUUAAUGACCAGAAAGGACCAAAAUGAAUUGUCCACCAAAAGUGCCAAAAAGAGUCGACCAGGAAAAGUCAGAUGAAAAAGUUUCUCUUGGAAGAUUUCAUCUGGAAUUAUAAGCUGCUUUAGAGUAAAACAGAAUUCCAGGCACUACUGGAUCAGAUAAUGAGGACUUCCAAUAAAAAUUAAACCUUAAAUUACAGAACAGAAAUGGCAUGUUUGUGAUAAGUAGUAAGCACCACCAUUAAUGGCAGCAAUGGUUAAAAGCAACACCACCAUUACAUGGAUACUAUAUUCACCAAAAUAACUUUUCUUUAAUUGUUUGUUUAUUUCUUCACCCCUCCCCUCUUUCACACAUCAAACAUUAUAGUAACCGUAUAGUUCUAGGAAUGCAAAGCUGUAUUCCUAACACUAUGGUGUCCUUAAUGGUGACUUAAAUGGUUAAAAAAAAACCUUUUAAACACUCACUUUAUUGAAGUGCUGAGCUCCCUCCUAUGACGUCAUCACGAGGGGGAACCCACAGUGCAAGCAAGCACCGCACCCACAUUAGGCCUUCCCCAUAGGAAAGCAUUGAAUCGUUUUAAACAGUCAAACUCCAUGAAACCGCAGGAAGCACCUCUAGUAGACAGCCACUAGAGGCAGUCUAAACCCUGCAAUAUAAACAAAUGUUUUAGAUUGCAGGGUUAAAGGGACAGGGACAUUGCACCCAGACCUCCUCGAUGUGAUGACGUGGUCUGGGUGCCUGUAGUGUCCCUUUAACUCCUUAAUUGCAGAGAAUUGAAUAGUGAGACUGCCAAGACAUGAUCUAUUCACAAAAACUGCUUCAUUAAGCUUACGUUACUUUGGUUAUGUAGGAGUAUCCUCACUAGGGGCAAUUUAUGGUUAUUGAGUAAAGAAAUCUCAGCAUCUCUAAUUUAUCUUAAGAGUACACUAAUGCAUCUUCUUUAUUAGCUUAGAUUGCUUUACUCCGAUAAGCUCAAAUAACUUAAUUACCAAAUUCCUUGGGCCAUACACAUUGAACUGGUUUUAUGUGCUUUCAUAGUAUGGCAUACUGGGUGAAUGUUGAACAUUAAUGAUGCCAGGGAAUCAAGCAAAUCAAGAAGCCCUCCAGUAAUAAAACAUCUGGAAAAGAGACCAAUUUACAUUAAAGGGAAGCACACCAUGUUCUGUUUUUAUAUGUAAUUUACCAAUGCCUCUUGUCUCAUUUUAAAGGGACAGUCCAUUGAAUUUUUUUUUCCCCUUACAAUUAAGGAAAUAUACCGCUAAAAACAUGCAUGCAUAUUUUUGUGCAUGUUUUCAUUGACGGUAUUUGAAAAAAGUUUGUGUCAGUGGAGUAGACUGGCGACUAAAAUCUCCCUGGGCAUUGUAUAUUGAGAAAGGGCUGUUGAUGGGAAAUGUUAAUUACACUUUGCUCUUCAAUAAACUGGAAACCGUACUAG